Molecule: messenger RNA, 1466 nt
Organism: Nannospalax galili (Upper Galilee mountains blind mole rat)
Lineage: Eukaryota; Metazoa; Chordata; Mammalia; Rodentia; Spalacidae
Gene: Kif2c
Product: kinesin family member 2C
Exons: 10
Biological process (GO): microtubule-based movement
Molecular function (GO): microtubule motor activity; microtubule binding; ATP binding
Source: RefSeq, a predicted model, not a curated record
CAACAGUAAGCUCUUGAGAAGGAAGAGAGUCCCCUUGGUACAGAUGCCCCAUCACCAGACACUCACCAUGCCAGGUGUAGAGAGGGGCUGUAGCAGGUCCAGCCUCUUUCCUCUGGUGUGGCCUUUUUCCUCUGGUAUAGGUCAAGACACUUCACCAUGGUCAUGUUCUGUUUUCUUUGGUAGACAAUGGGUGGAGACCUGUCUGGCAAAGCUCAGAAUGCAUCCAAAGGGAUCUAUGCGAUGGCAUCCCGGGAUGUCUUCCUCCUGAAGAACCAGUCUCGCUACCGGAACUUAGACCUAGAAGUUUAUGUGACGUUCUUUGAGAUCUACAAUGGAAAGCUAUUUGAUCUGCUCAACAAGAAGGCCAAGUUGCGUGUCCUGGAAGACAGCAAGCAACAGGUACAGGUGGUGGGACUACAGGAGCACCUGGUUAACUCUGCUGAGGAUGUCAUCAAGAUGAUCAACAUGGGCAGCGCCUGCAGGACCUCUGGACAAACAUUUGCCAACUCCAAUUCCUCCCACUCCCAUGCCUGCUUCCAGAUUCUUCUUCAAACCAAAGGGAAAUUAUAUGGCAAAUUUUCCUUGGUGGAUCUGGCAGGGAAUGAAUGAGGGGCAGACACCUCCAGUGCUGACCGGCAGACUCGCAUGGAGGGUGCAGAAAUCAACAAAAGUCUCCUGGCUCUGAAGGAGUGCAUCCGGGCCCUGGGACAAAACAAGGCUCAUACUCCAUUCCAUGAGAGCAAGCUCACACAGGUGCUGAGGGACUCCUUUAUCAGAGAAAAUUCAAGGACUUGCAUGAUUGCCAUGACCUCACCAGGCAUAAGCUCCUGUGAAUAUACUUUAAACACACUACAAUAUUGCAGACAGGUAUGAGAACUGAGCCCCAACAGCCAGCCCAGUGGAGAACAGCCACUUCAAAUGGAAACAGAGGAAAUGGAAGCCUGCUCUAAUGAGACCUCAGUGGCAGGCAAUCUCUCCAAAGAAGAGGAUGAGCUCUCUUCCCAGACGUCCAGCUUUAAUGAAGCCAUGACUCAGAUCAGGGAGCUGGAGGAGAGUGCCAUGGAAGAGCUCAGGGAGCUUAUACAGCAAGGAACACACUGGCUUGAGCUCUCCGAGAUGACAGAUCAGCCGGACUAUGACUUGGAGACCUUUGUGAACAAAGCAGAAUCUGCUGUGGCACAGGGGGCCAAGCAUUUGUCUGCCCUGCGAGACGUCAUCAAGUCCCUGCGCCUGGCCAGGCAGCUGGAAGAGCAGGCCAGCAAACAAAUAAACAGCAAGAAACACCAAGGGUGACUACAAAUAAAGAUCUGUUGGUAUCACAGCAGCAUCUUCACCUCCCCACUGCACUUUGGGCACUUCCUGGCUUUGGUUAGGGUCUAAGCUGGACAGGUUUUGGUAAAUGCCAAGUGUGGGGCAUCAGGCCUAGGAAUGCUCUGGAAGGGAUGCGCUUUCCUCUUCCUUAGAGG